This is a messenger RNA of Trifolium pratense (red clover), 1754 nucleotides long. Its product is annotated as tryptophan aminotransferase-related protein 2. The coding region runs from base 339 to 1682 and encodes 447 amino acids. Gene Ontology annotation, molecular function: transaminase activity; carbon-sulfur lyase activity. Gene Ontology annotation, biological process: amino acid metabolic process. The transcript is spliced from 6 exons. The record is from RefSeq and is a predicted model, not a curated record. Lineage: Eukaryota; Viridiplantae; Streptophyta; Magnoliopsida; Fabales; Fabaceae.
UUAAAAAUAAGCUCUUGAUUAAAAUAAAAUUUUCUUUGUCCACUGCCACUUACUACUAUAUCCAUUGAAAACCGGUUGAGCCUUAUGGACUCAAAUUCAGAGUUACCUUUUCCAACCUUUUUCCCUUAGAAAUCUGCAACCAAAAUUGUUUUCUGAAACAUGACAACCUUGCUGAUCAAAUUAAUAAUCCUCCAAUACGUUAUCUUUGAACAUACAUAAUAAAUAAGUAUUAGAAUAUUCUUUCAUUGCCCAAAACAACCAUUUUAGUUUCACAAUUUCAGCCACAAACAAAACAAAUAAACUCUACUCAUCACAAAAAGUUGUUUUUUUAUUUCAGGAUGAUGGCGAAUCUUCCAGCUAUGGUUUCUUUGAAGCACUUUUUGGUGUUAUCGUUGGCUUUGAAUGUUAGUUUAAUUCUGAGAAUGGUGUAUGAGGGUGAUCAUUAUCAACAAGGAAGUAAUAACAACAACAACAAAAUGGAAGGGUAUAAUCGGAUUAUUGGAAAAUCACGUUUGGCUAUAUCCUCUAUAACUUCUUUUGCUAAUUCUACUCGUAAAGAUCGUUCGGGUAUCAUGGAUAAAGUAAUCAAUCUUGAUCAUGGUGAUCCAACAAUGUACGAACAAUUUUGGCGACAAAUGGGAGACAAGACAACAAUAAUAAUACCAGGAUGGCAAUCUAUGAGUUAUUUUUCUGAUCCAACAAGCAUAUGUUGGUUUCUUGAACCAGAAUUUGCUAAGGAAGUAGUGAGGUUACACAAUGUGGUUGGAAAUGCAGUAACACAAGGUCGUCACAUUGUUGUUGGAACAGGUUCUUCUCAAUUGAUUCUUGCUGCUCUUUAUGCUCUUUCUUCUCAUGAUUCUGAUAAACCUAUCAGCGUUGUUUCUGCCGUACCUUAUUACUCGUCCUAUCCAUCAAUGACAGAUUACCAGAAAUCAGGACUUUACAAAUGGGGUGGUGAUGCAGAGAGUUUUGACAAAGAUGAGCCUUACAUUGAGCUGGUUACUUCUCCAAAUAACCCUGAUGGAUAUAUAAGGAAAUCAAUAGUGAACCGAAACCAAGGACUAUUGGUUCAUGACCUUGCCUAUUACUGGCCACAAUACACUCCAAUAUCAUCUGCUACAGAUUAUGAUCUUACUCUUUUCACUGUCUCAAAAAGCACUGGUCACGCUGGAAUGCGCAUAGGGUGGGCUCUUGUUAAAGACCGCGAGGUAGCAAAGAAAAUGACAAAAUUCAUAGAGCUAAAUACGAUUGGUGUCUCCAAGGAUUCUCAACUUAGAGCUGCCAAGGUUUUGAAAACCGUUUCUGACUGCGAAGAAGAAAAAUCCGAAAAUGGAGUAGAAUCCUUUUUCAAGUACAGCUACAGGAUGAUGGAGCAAAGGUGGAAGCUACUAAGAGAAGCGGUUGAUAGUGGUGAUUUAUUCAGUUUGCCCAAAUUUUCUUCUGCGUUUUGCACCUUUCUCAAUCAAGAGUCGGAAACUCAACCAGCAUUUGCAUGGUUGAAGUGUGAAGGGGAUAUAGAGGACUGUGAAAGUUUCCUUCGUGGACACAAAAUUUUGACUAGAGGUGGUAAACAAUUUGGGGCUAGCUCAAAAUAUGUAAGAAUUAGCAUGCUGGAUACAAAUGAUAAUUUUAUGCAUUUAAUAGAUAGGCUAUCUACAAUACAAACCAAACAACAGCAGUGAAAAUGGAAAUUUGUUACUGACAUUGUAUUUAUGAAUAAUACUUAAAUAUUAAUAAUGAUAGUUCGGAUAUAA